Messenger RNA from Acanthamoeba castellanii str. Neff, 2274 nucleotides. RefSeq names its product inositol polyphosphate phosphatase, putative. NCBI's taxonomy places the organism in Eukaryota, Discosea, Longamoebia, Acanthamoebidae. Bases 1 to 2274 code for a protein of 757 amino acids. The transcript has 13 exons. The record is from RefSeq and is a predicted model, not a curated record. Gene Ontology annotation, molecular function: phosphatase activity. Gene Ontology annotation, biological process: phosphatidylinositol dephosphorylation.
AUGGGCUUCCAGACCAUAGGCGACGCCCGCAGCUUUCUGAAACUGCCCCCCUACAUGUCGAUCAGCCGCACGCGCCACAGAAGCGGCGGCCGGUGGGCCACCAUCGAUGAUGAGGUGGACCACCAUUCGCCCCGCCUCCUCGAGCCCCGCUCGCCGCGGGGGCAACUCGCCGCCUCCCAGCCGCCCUUCGAGGUCAAGUCUGUCGCCGCUCCCACCGACGUCAUUCUCACCCGCAGGGUGGCGCCUGACGUCGGACAUGGCUUUGGUGGAAAGAACUGCGACGUGUGUCUGCCGUUUGUGGUGGAGAAGGUGGUGGGCCGGGGCACCCGCAAGAAGCCGCUCGUGAUCGAGGUGGACUUCCCCGGCCGCACCCUACGCUACCGCUACCCCGACGGCCGCAAGCCCACCUUCCAACGGCCCCACCACACCCUCCUCCAGGUCUUGCGGUCGCACGUGAACGAGAAGAAGCUCAAACUGCUGUGGAGCGGACGGGAGAAGUUCGAGCGCCUCCUCCUGCCCUCCCGCGAACAGCUCGAACGCUUUUACGAGGCCGCGUGGGCGGUGCGCAGGGACCGGGGCGGCGGAGACUCGGUGGAGGUGUUCGUGGGCACGUGGAACAUGGGCAACGCGCCACCGCAAAAGUGCCUGAGCCCGUGGCUGCAGCCCGAGGCCAACUACGACCUCUACGCCAUCUCCGCCCAGGAGGUCAACUCCGAAACCGAUCUCUUCAAACUGGUCCAGGCGCAACUGGGCGAGGAUUACGUGAUGGUGGCGACGCAGUCGUUGAUGAUGAUGCGGCUGAUGGUGCUGGUGCGGCGCGAGCACCGGCACCGGAUCUCGGGCGUCACGACGGGCUCGGUGCCCACGGGCAUCGGCAACGUGAUCGGCAACAAGGGCGGCCUCGGCAUCGCCCUCAAGUUCAUCGAGACCUCCCUCUGCUUCGUCGGCUCCCACCUCGCCGCCAGGGAUGAGAGGGUGUAUGCGCGGAACGAGAACUAUCGGACGAUCGUGAACCAUCUGCGGCUGACGGACAGCUCGUUCGAUCUGACGAACCACUUCCACGCGCUCUUCUUCUUCGGGGACCUCAACUACCGCAUCAACACGGGCCGGGCCGAGGUGCUCCGGCUCAUCGCCGCCGAGCGGUGGGACGAGCUCUGCGAGGGCGACCAGCUCCUCAUCGAGCGCAAACACAAACGCUGCUUCGCCGGCUUCACCGAACCACCCAUCCGCUUCGCUCCCUCCUAUCGGUAUAAUCGGGGGGAUCGGACCUAUUCGGAGGAGAAGAUGCGAACGCCGUCGUACUGCGACCGCAUCCUGUGCAAGACCCCGCCCAACUUCAACGUCGAGUGCCACGCGUACGCCUCGUGCGACCAGCUCACCACCUCCGACCAUUCGCCCGUCUUCGGAGUCUACUCCGUCCCCCUCCUCUAUCCCGACAUGCAUAUGGUGCAGGAGAUGGCGGUGACUCGUAAUCUGGAGCAGGGGUUCGGGAUGGGGCUGGAUGUGAUGCUCACGGACGUGACGCUCACGCUGGUGCCGCCGCCGCCCUUCUCGCCGGGCUUCGCCGCCACGGUCCUCGUCAAGUCCCCCAGCCCCUACCUCUCCUUCCACGCUCCCUUCCUCGCUUCCCAAUCCCCCACCAUCACCGUACCACGCACAACAACGGCGACGUGGAGUUAUCACCAGCUGCACACCAUCAGCCCGAGCCGAGCAUGGCUGGCCAACCAACACAUGUGGAUCCUGGUGCACGACAGCGCCGCCAAGGACUCGGCCAGUCCGCAAGGGGUGAUAUCGCUGGACGUGAAGGGCACCGAACCGCGGCCGUUCCGCAUCAAACUCUUCGCGAGCGGGCUGCGGGUGGGCAAACUCACGGGGUCCGUGGCCAUCGCGGAGAGCCCCACCAAACACGAGCGACAAGAGGAAGACAUCGAGGCGGAGAGCACACAGGAGGCCGCCACCGUCAAGCAGGGCUACCUCAGCAAGGAGGGCCACAACCGGAAGUCCUGGAAGCGACGGUGGUUCGUGCUGUACUCGAGCGGUACGUUGUCGUACUACAGCAGUCCGUCGGCGCGCGCGGCGCUCAACGACGUGCGACUGCGCAACGGCACCGUGAUGGCGCUCGAGUCGAUGAAGCGGCCGACCCUCAAGCUCGAGGUGCCUCGUCGCGUGUUCUACAUCGCCACCACCGAUCAGCAGGAGCUGGCCUCGUGGGUCGACGCCCUCUCCAGGUUCACCCAGCCCGGCAACGGGAGCGACGCCGCCGCCUCCUCCUGA